GCUCGCCAGGGAGACUGCUGUUGCACCUAGUGCACCUCGAGAUCAACAACGAAUUCAUGCUGCCCUGUUUCCAUGCUUCGCGAUUGCCCUGUCGUCCUCGGGCUGUUAGUUUUGUCACCAGUGCCUGACGAGCCUGCGCCAAAAGACGGUGGACCUCGCAAAGCCUGUUCGUUCACCACAUCCGGGGCCAUUCCCACGUCCCAAGUAGUACUUACCUAAAGUCCCAACACCCCGUCCCUUCGUCAACUCCCGUCGUUCGUUCCAUUCAUUCCCGUCACUCGUUGCUCUGCACCCGACCCGACUUCCGUCGUCAACCACGCCCAACUUUUCAACCCGUCAUUCGUUACCUACCCAACAAACUGCCGACUUGCAACCAUCGCUGCACUCUAUCUGAGAGCGUUGCGCGCAAACCACAUUCGUUUUUGACAAUAAAAGACCAUAAUCGCCAAGAAAUUAAAAAGCAAAGUCUCGAUUGAAUCAAACUCCUUUUCUCGUGCACCCGGCAACCGUGACUCGCGAAAUUCUCGAUUGACGUCAAACCUUUAUCGCUCCCGAACCGCGCAAUUGAUCGAAAUCCACACUUUUGCUCACUACUUACGACUUGCUCUCCUCGGACAACCUUCAGCCAAUACAGCUUUCUUGCCCCGCUCUCCACCUCAUUCUUCGCCGGCGCCCUUUCGCUCUCCGUCCCUCAGGUCAUCAUAUCGCCCUCGUCCGCCGUCACAUUUAGGUCGAGUUCCAGGUCCCGUUCACGUCUCGUCAAAAUGACGGAGCCCAUAGCACACACGCCCUCCCCUCAACCCGACCUUAAUCGAAACCGACUUCCUACCCUGUUCGAGGUCCUCAGCAGGCGGACGCUUCCGCCCGUCGAUCUGUUCUCUUUCUAUAUCUAUAUGAGAGACCAGCAGCGCUCUGUUGACUACCUCGAUUUCUGGCUCGAUGUCGCCCAACACAUGUCACUAUGCCGUCACUAUGUUCGCGAAUUGCGGCGUUCCGUUCUUGUUGGUACGCCUGAGCCCGACCGAAGCUCCAAACGAUCAUCCGCCAUCCUUGAGAGCAUGGGAGAUUUGAACCCUGUCGCAGGACCGUCAAUGUGGGCGUCAGAGAAGGAGAAGGAUCAAGAUGCGCAAAUGUCUGCUUUUCUGCGCGAGGAUCGAUCGAUCACGCAGGAGUCUCCGCAAAGCAGCACCGACCGCCGUGGUCGUCCGAGCAACCUGAGCAACCAGCGCGAACUCACUACCGACUCGAAUUCCCCAGCGCAUGCCGUAGCGCGCGACGAUAUUAGAGCCUCGGCCGAGAAGAUUCUUUACACCUUUCUCCUUCCCGGCGCAGAACGCGAGAUCACUCUUCCUGGUUCCAUCACUUCGGAUGUCACAACUGCUAUCGAGGAUUAUGGACGCGAUGACCCGGAAGUGUUUGAUGUGGCUAAGGAUUAUGUGUUUCAGGCCAUGGAGAGGGACGCGUUCCCCGGCUUCCUUAGGAUGAAGGCCCUCGGAAACCUCAUCCCCCCCACAUUGAUGCUGCGCCUCAUGAUUGGUCUUGUGGCUAUGUUCGGUGGCUUCUGGACUGCCUUCACUUUGAUUUUCCUGAACGAAUCUCGCCAAACAAGGUGUUGGGUUAUCCUGCCUUUCACCAUUGGAGUUUACUGUCUUUGUUCAUAUCAGUACUCACUCGACCCCAUUCUCGCACUUGUCGGACUCAGUGAAUAUACCCCUUUCAACUUCUCCCGAGUUCGGGAGCCAUACGUCCGAAGACUCCUCGCUCAGAGAUCUAUGGUGGUUCUCGCCGUCACUGCUGUCGUAGACGCCGCGCUAUGCGUCUUGUUCAUUCUCGUACCGGGUAAACGACUAUGAUCUGGUACACACGAGAUCACGCGGUAAUGGGCGGUUUUCUUUUCGGCGUUUUGGUUUGCUUAAUUUAUUACCAUAAUACCCAUGGGAGCUAGGACGGCACGGAAAAUGGGACAAUUGGCUUCCCCUGUUCUCGACAAUGCCACGCCGUGUAAUUUUUUCUUUGUAAUGACGACGACCAGUUACCACUCUUAAUCCAGGCGUGGAUGUCGAUAAUCUGGUUUCAAUCUUCUUUUUCUAUUCAAUUGCCUUCUCAACCUACCAUUUUGUGUGCUAGCAUAAACGAGGGUGGGGUCAUACAAGGCCAUAUUUCUUCUCCACUACGACAACGAUGGCGGAAGCUGACGAAGAGUGUCUCUUAUUUCAUAUUUUCCUUGCGACGGGAAAAAGUGAUAUUUCUACUUGGGGGCAAAAGCGGGUUUCUUGUUUGUUACCUCCACGAACGUUAUGAGACAAAUGAAGCUUGCUGUUUUCACAUCAGUCAGACCAAACACUCUCCUACGAGAGUAGAGUGGCGCGAGGUGAAGGAACGAGCGGACGACGAUGGACGGCGCAACCACUUCGGUUUGGUUUGGGCGUUAUGGUCGGACGGGCUUCUUACUUUACUCCUGGGGCAAAGAAAGGCAUACUAGUCAUGGAAUGAAGGCUCGGAUCUGACCACGAGUCGUUUUCACUGUCUGGCACCUUCCCCCCCCCCCCCCCCCCGGAGGAUCUCUGUGUGAACCCAAAAGGUAACACCACUCGUGCGAGAGUGUGUUAUCUGUUUAUGUAUCGGAUUUCCAGACUAGAUGUGGGGGUCCGUAUUCUGGAUAGAUACACGAUCUUCGUUGUGACAGGAAACAGCCGAACACACAAUUGGCCAAUACCACACAAUAAGUGUUGGUUUUGUUUCAUUGUCACAGUCUGAAUACCAUUUUCACUACUAUCACCAC
This is a messenger RNA of Neurospora crassa OR74A, 2782 nucleotides long. Its product is annotated as RGS domain-containing protein. Lineage: Eukaryota; Fungi; Ascomycota; Sordariomycetes; Sordariales; Sordariaceae. Gene Ontology annotation, cellular component: plasma membrane. Gene Ontology annotation, biological process: intracellular protein localization. The record is from RefSeq and is a predicted model, not a curated record. The coding region runs from base 765 to 1853 and encodes 362 amino acids. The transcript has 3 exons.